GGGGGAUGGAUUCACAACUCACGUCUCCUGAAACGGAUUGGGAUUAAAGUACAGGGCGCUGGAGUGGAAAUGGACAGAGAAGCGAGCACUUCGUUCCUGAGCCCUUGAAACUAGUUUGGGUGUCACAAUCCCAGGCAAAGCUGUGCAUACCAAGCCUGAAUAAUCUGCUCUGUCCCAAUGGAUGAAGCGAAUGAGACUGCACAGGACUCCGUACCCAGUGAAGAGGUACAUAAGGAAAGGCAUCCCUAAUGAGCAUCGCUCUCACGUGUGGAUGGUCGUGAGUGGCGCUCAGGCCCAAAUGGACAUGAAUACAGGCUAUUUUCGACGUAUGUUUACAGAGGGAGAAAAAAAUCCAAAGUUGCUGGAUCUUGUUAUUACAGAUCUCAAUCGAACAUUUCCUGACAAUGUCCUGUUUCAGAAAAAUGCGAACCCUUCUUUGCAAAAAGACUUGUACAAUGUGUUGGUGGCUUAUGGGCAGCAUAAUAAAACUGUGGGCUAUUGUCAGGGCAUGAAUUUUAUAGCUGGAUAUCUGAUUCUGGUGACAAAAGACGAGGAGAAAGCAUUUUGGUUGAUGGAUGCUCUCAUUGGACAAAUUUUGCCAGAUUACUACAGCCCCGCAAUGACUGGACUGAAAACUGACCAGGAGGUUCUGGGGGAUCUAGUGAAAAAGAAGAUACCAUCAGUGGCACAAUUGAUAGAAACUCAUGGGGUGAUGUGGACCUUAUUGGUUUCCCGCUGGUUUAUUUGCUUGUUCAUUGACAUCCUUCCUGUAGAGACGGUUUUGAGAAUAUGGGACUGUUUGUUCUUCGAAGGAUCAAAAGUUAUCUUCCGUGUGGCCUUAACACUAAUCAAACAAUCUCAAGCUUCCAUAAUGGAAGCAAGAAACUUUCCAGAUAUCUGCGAUAAAUUUAAAGAGAUCACAAAGGGGGAGUUUGUUACAGAUUGUCACUAUUUUAUGCAGAAAAUCUUUGCGGAACCUGGCAGCUUAUCCAAAACUACCAUUGACAAGCUGAGAGAGAAGCAGAGACUCAAGUUGAUCAGUGAGGAGAAGUGAACUGACUGCAGAACAAGCUGUGACACAUUCCGGCCGUGGAACCAUUGCACUGAGCCCCUUGCACGCCAGUUGCAGUUCCAGCACAGCCAGUCUGGCACUAAGUGCUGAACAGAAGGCAAAUGACUGUUAUUUAGACCAAGAUACCUGCCCUUAAGUGCUUCAAACACUUUGUACUGUUAUUUCAAAUGUCUGAAUCUGACCAAAUGGAAUAUGUGAGUUUUUGUACAUGUAUAAAAUACACAGAACCCCGCAAGUCAAGUGGAAUAAAAUAUUUAUUUCUAGAGUGUCUGUUGGAAAUGCAGUCUCUCCCAUUCACCCAGCUUUUAGAUCACAAAACAAUGGAAUGUCUGUUCUGUAAAGGUUGCAUGCUCAGUUAAUGGGACUAAAACACAAAUUUUCAAUUCCCAAUUUUCAAUUGGACAUUACUGUUACAGGGUCAUGUCUAACCGGAGCUAGGCGCAAAGCACCCCAGGAUCUGUGCCCAUUGGUGCAAAGUAACCCAUAGCAACCAGUAAGAUGUUACUUUU
Xenopus tropicalis (tropical clawed frog) is the source of this 1581-nucleotide messenger RNA. RefSeq names its product growth hormone regulated TBC protein 1 (gene grtp1). The transcript is spliced from 8 exons. Bases 182 to 1054 code for a protein of 290 amino acids. NCBI's taxonomy places the organism in Eukaryota, Metazoa, Chordata, Amphibia, Anura, Pipidae. The record is from RefSeq and is a predicted model, not a curated record.